Molecule: messenger RNA, 1759 nt
Organism: Kickxella alabastrina
Lineage: Eukaryota; Fungi; Kickxellomycota; Kickxellomycetes; Kickxellales; Kickxellaceae
Product: Rft protein-domain-containing protein
Exons: 1
Coding region: 60-1649 (529 amino acids)
Biological process (GO): glycolipid translocation; dolichol-linked oligosaccharide biosynthetic process
Cellular component (GO): endoplasmic reticulum membrane
Source: RefSeq, a predicted model, not a curated record
UUGACCUUUUUACAUCAAUUUCGCAACUGCAAUUCAAUUUAAAAACAUACAAGAGCUUAAUGAGCGAAGAGCGAAUGUCCCGCGCACGCAGCACGCAGGCGUUUGGUGGAGCGCAGCACCUCAUGGGACUCCAGCUGUUCGUGCGCCUGGCCACCUUCAGCACCACUGCAAUAGUAGUGCACCUGGCCGGGUACUCGGCAUUCGGCGUAGCUUCCGUGCAGUUUGAGCUUUUGCUCUCGACUAUUCUUUUUUUAUCGCGCGAGGGCGUGCGCAACGCAGUGCUGCGCAUUGACCAGACAGACCGCGGCUCCAGCCAGCCGUCGGAUCAGGAGCAGCGGCUGAUCAACGCCGCCCUGCUGCCUAUCCCCGUCGGGGCACUGCUGGCCUGUGCGCUGUACGCCGUGUACUGCGGCGGGGAGGAGGCAGGCGUGCCGUACUAUGGCGCGGCAAUGGCUGUGUAUGUGGUGGCCGCCUGGGUCGAGCUAUGUGUCGAGCCGCUGUUUGUGCUGGCACGCGCGCGCGUCCUGUUCGCGGUGCAGGCGCGAUGCGAGGCCGUGGCCGUGUUUGUGCGGUGCAUGGCUGUGGCGCUGACGUUGUUUCUCGGAAGGCAAGGUGGCGACAACCGCUUCCGGCUGCUGGCGUUCGCUGUAGGGCAGCUGGCAUACGCGCUGGUCAUUCUCUGCGCGUACUCCUGGAUGAUGGCGCCGCGCCUGGGGUACGCCCUGCACAGAUGCUACCUGCCACGUCGCGUGCCCAUUGACGGCCAGCCGCCGCAGCUGGUCGGGCGGCGCACCGGAGAAAUAAUUGGCGUAUUCGUGGGCCAAUCACUGCUGAAACACGUGCUGACACAGGGCGACAGCAUGGCCAUGGCGCGGUUUGCGACAAAUGAAGACAUGGGUUUUUUUGCGCUGGUGUCCAGCUACGCGUCAAUACCUGCUCGCGUCCUGUUUUUGCCGCUUGAGGAGGCCGCGCGCGCUGUGUUUGUGCGCUGUGAGCCAAGCGUGGCGCUGCAUGUUCUGGCGACGCUGGCGCGCGGGCAGCUGCUGCUGGGAUGUCUGCUGCUUGUUUUUGGCACGCUGUAUGCGCCUGUCUUGCUUCCGCUGGUGGGCCAGGAUGCUGCUGUGGCUCGCGUGCUGGCUGCGUAUUGCGCAUACUUGCCCCUACUGGGACUCAAUGGGUUUCUCGAGGCCUUUGUGCACUCUGUUGCGUCGCGCGGCCAGCUGGUGUGGGUCAACAUAUGGAUGGCCGUGUGUUCUGUCAUCUACGUGGCCGUCGCCGUGCUGAUGCUGACGCGGUGGCGGAUGGGCGCCCUUGGCAUGGUUCUGGCCAACAUGCUGAACAUGGCCCUGCGCAUCGUGUACUGCUGCCACUUUGCCUGCACAUGGUUGGUUCAGAAGCAGAUGCAGCUGCCGCGCGUUUGGGAUUUGGUGCCUAAUCCGGCCGUUCUGCUGGCCUGUUUGACUGCUGGUUCUCUGUCAGCUGCGACCAUUGGGUACAUUGAACCGGUAUCUGCACUCACCCGCCUGGUCACCUUGGCUGCCGGCGGAGUGCUGGGGUUGGGAGUGCUGGCUGUCAUCUGGAGAUGUGAACGCACAUUUAUCAGUGCUGCGCUCGCGUUGAGAUCACCGGCCAAAGUUAAAACAAAUUGAAUAAGGCUGUAAUAUAUCACGGCGUUUUUUCCUUUUCUCCGUUUUGCUUAGAUAAUAGCAAAUUGCGAAAUUGUAAUUUUUGAUUGAACAAUUAUAUUCAGGCAUAUGCA